AUGGGCCCUCCGCCCGCCGGCGGUCCUCCUCGCCGUGGAGGCCGGCCGCAGCACUACUCGCCAGCCCAUGCCUACCAUCACAAUCAUCACCAUCACCCACAGCAACAUGUCGGUCAGCCAAUGUACGCCGCCAACUACAUGACGAACCCUUACGCUGCGCCCGCCCACUACUACGUUCCUCCGCCCUACCCGAACGGCGGCGUGCCCGGCCCGACCGGCUACAUGCCGUAUCCUAACGCCGGAUAUGUCCGAUCACCUCCCGCCAUGCCGCACUUUGCUCCGCUGCAGCAGACCUAUGGCCGCCCCCCGCAACACUCCCCGAUCGUCUCGUCGCCAUACCACCCACCGCCCCCUGUCGCGCCUGUCCUUCCUAUCCCGCACACUCCGUCCUCUACGCACUCUCACGUCGUCCCGCUACCCAUGACUCCUCCUUUACAGCAGGUACAUGAAGCUGUCCAGCAGCCGCUACCAGUUCCGGUACAGUUAUCUCAACAACAUGAGCCUCUACCCGAGCCUGUGCCCGAGCCCGUGCUCGAGCCCGUGCCUGAUACCCAGCUUGCGUCCCGGCCAGGAUCACAAUUAGACGUGCGAUCAGAGGUUAAUGUCACACAGCAGUCCUCCGAAUUGCCCGCCAAGCCAUCUGCAACGGCUUCCGCCUCGCCCUCGAGACAACCGUUUAGACCACCUCUUCCCUGGCUAUCUGUCCCUGAACUUCCGUUCCCGCAGCGCGCCUCAAGGUUGAGGAGGAAACGGAGAGCGCUCGGUGCCGACGCCGAGCGGUUAGAACUGCCUGAGCAACGCGCACGCGGCGCGGAGACUGCUGCCGAGACACCACGAGCAACCACGGCUGCCGAAGAGGAGAGUCUGCAAGUGGCGGUCGAGCCACAAAUCGCUGACGCUACCCCGAGACCGGAACCCAAGUCUGAAUCCCAUAUCCCUCGGUCUGAAGCCCCUUCGACGCAGAGCCGGUCCACCGAAGACACUGUAUCGACAUCAUCAACCACACCAAGCUCAGUUCACCCUCCGAAACCGUCCACUGUCGCCCAGGGUUCUCCGGCUGCUGUGGAGCCAGUGGCGCCUGCUGUACCAGCGCUCCCUGUGAUCCCUGCCCUGCCCAAGCCCAGCGCGAAGGAAACCAAGCCCGCCGCUGGUGUUGAGAAGAGCUCUGCUGAAGCCAAGCCCGCUGCUGCCGCUCCUGGCGAGCAGCAAGCCGAGCCGGCCAAGUCGGCCGCCCAAGGCGAGAAUGGUGCCACUGAAGUGAAGACAGCCGAGUCGGCUCAGCCGGCUCCUGCUCCGGCGAAGCCCAAGCUGUGGACCGGUCUGUUUGCUAAGCCUAGCUCCUCUGCUGCAGCAAGCUCGAGCUCUGUAGCCGCCGCUGCUCAAGCUCAGACCAACGGAACCGCAACAGACGGGGCGAACGCUUUGCCCGGGGCUGGAAGCUUUGCGAAGGCCAACGCCAGCUCGCUUGCCCAAGCCCUGCAAGCCUACCGCCCAACUGCCCCGGACAGGCUGGCAUUCCUGGAGCCCAGAGGGCUGGUAAAUACUGGCAAUAUGUGCUAUAUGAAUUCUGUGUUACAAGUUCUCAUCUUCUGCAUUCCCUUCUACGACUUCUUGGAUCAGGUCAGCAAGAAGGCUGCCCACAGCUUCAAGAGCGAGACUCCUCUGGUGGAUGCCAUGGUUAUGUUCAUGCGCGAGUUCAAGGCGAUUGACUCGGUCGCUUCGGCCGAUCAGUUCCAGAAACGCCUCAAGAGCGAGGAGUACGAGAAAUAUGGCGAGCCCUUUACCCCAGAGUUCGUCUACGACGCCAUUCGCACGCUUCCGCGUUUUGCGAGCAUGAGGCGCGGCCAUCAGCAAGAUGCCCAGGAGUUUCUUGGAUUCCUCCUCGAGGGACUGCAUGACGAGUGUGCUCAGGUGAUGCGUGCCGCGCCAGCCUCAACUGCUUCUACCGCUCCGAGCUCUUCCGUUCCGUCGCCUACCUCGUCAAGGGCCAACGACGCAUUGGGGGGCGCCGAUGACUGGCUGGAGGUUGGCCCCCGCCAGCGGUCCGCUGUGACCCGGUCUUCUGGCCACUCCCACACCUCGUCGCCCAUCACCAAGAUUUUUGGCGGACAGCUCCGCUCGGAACUGCGUGUCCCGGGCAACAAGAACUCGGUCACUCUGGAGCCGUAUCAGCCGCUACAGCUCGACAUCGGCUCCCCCGAGAUCCGCAACAUCAUCGAUGCUCUCAAGGGUCUCACGCGGCCUGAGGUGCUCCACGGCGAUUUCAACUCACCGCACGGCAAGGAUGUUCGGGCGACCAAGCAGGUCUUCAUCGAGUCGGUGCCGCCGGUCUUGAUAUUGCACCUGAAGCGCUUCCAGUUCGACGCCGAAGGCUACCGGGGAACCGUCAAGAUUUGGAAGAAGGUCGGUUAUCCGCUGGAGUUCGAGUUCCCGCGGGAAGUGCUGUCGCGCCAGACGCGCAACAGCAUCCUUGCCGAGAACUCGGGCGCUCCCCGGUACCGCCUGAUUGCCGUCGUCUACCACCACGGCAAGAACGCCAGCGGCGGGCACUACACUGUCGACGUCCGUCGCCAGGACGGCCGCGAGUGGAUCCGUAUCGAUGACACGGUCAUCAGGCGGGUGCGGGACGAGGAUGUGGCCGAGGGUGGCGCCGAGGAGGAUGCCGGCAAGAUUAUUGAGAGCCGGAAAGACGCGAGCGGCGCACCUGCUUCAGGCAAUAGGUUCCUUGGCAUCAGCGAUGAGGACACUGGAGACGAGGAAGGCUGGAAGCAGGCGCCCGCCGGCAAGAGGUGGAGCAGCGUUGUCAAUGGCGCCUCUUCGGCUGCUUCCACCAAUGGCCUGAAGGCUAAACAGCUGCACAAGGAGAGCAUGAAGGAGAACAAGGUCGCGUACCUGCUGUUCUAUCAGCGGAUCUGA
Molecule: messenger RNA, 2916 nt
Organism: Parathielavia appendiculata
Lineage: Eukaryota; Fungi; Ascomycota; Sordariomycetes; Sordariales; Chaetomiaceae
Product: cysteine proteinase
Exons: 5
Coding region: 1-2916 (971 amino acids)
Biological process (GO): protein deubiquitination
Cellular component (GO): nucleus; cytosol
Molecular function (GO): cysteine-type deubiquitinase activity
Source: RefSeq, a predicted model, not a curated record